AUGAGCCGAUGGGAUAUGGCCGAGAGGGAUGGUGGGAUAACCGAUACUGAAGACGAACACAAAAAGGACGAAGAUGAAAACCACGACUACCUCCAAGGAUUUCAACUGUUCGCUGUUGUCGCUUGCACGACGCUAGUAUUUUUCCUUCUUAUGCUGGACACAUCUAUUCUCACUACCGCUAUACCCCGGAUUACUUCCGAUUUCCACUCGCUGGCCGACGUGGGUUGGUAUGGUGCUGCGUUCCAGUUAGUGAGCGCUGUUUUACAACCUCUUACUGGCAAGUUUUAUGCGCGUCUCAACACCAAGUGGACUUUCUUGGUUUUCUUUACUAUAUUCGAAGCCGGUUCCCUUAUUUGCGGUUUGGCAAACUCGUCGCCGAUGCUUAUCGGCGGGCGUGCCAUUGCAGGUUUAGGUGCUGCGGGCCUACAAAAUGGUGGCUUGAUUUUAAUUGGGGGUGUUGUACCCUUAGAAAAGCGACCUAUUUAUACAGGUAUAAUGAUGGGUAUUGGUCAAAUGGGCAUCAUCUCCGGUCCAUUAAUCGGUGGUGCGCUGACGGAAUACACAACCUGGCGAUGGUGUUUCUACAUCAACCUGCCGCUAGGUGGUAUCGCCGGUCUUUUCAUGGCAUUCAGCCACAUUCCGGACCACAUUAAGAAGGAACGCGUCACAUUUGCGACAUUGCGUGAGAUGAUCCCGCAUCUAGAUCUCCCCGGUUUCGUAUUGUUUGCCGGAGCUGCCAUCAUGUUCUUGCUCGCUCUUGAGUGGGGUGGAAGCACCUACGCUUGGAACAGCGCCAACAUCAUCGGUCUGUUUUCCGGGGCUGGCGUGAUGGCAAUCCUCUUCGUCGCAUGGGAAUAUCAUGCAGGCGAAGAAGCGAUGAUUCCGGGUUCAAUCCUUAAGAAGCGCAUCGUCUGGACUAGCUGCCUCUACUACUUCAGUCUUACGACCACACUAUUCGUCUCCAGUCAAUACCUCCCUAUCUACUUCCAAGGUGUAAAGGGUGCCGGACCGACCAUGAGUGGUGUCGACUUGUUACCCGGUAUCCUUACGCAAGUACUCUUUGUCUUGGUGUCCGGCGCUGCAGUCACGAAGAUGGGUUACUACUUGCCCUGGGCUACCUUUGGAGCUGCUCUUACUUCGAUAGGCUGUGGUCUACUCUCCACCCUUGCGCCGACAACAUCGACUGGAAAGUGGGUUGGCUACCAGAUGCUUUCUGGUGCCGGCCGUGGAUCUGGCCUACAAAUGGGUAUGAUUGCUGUUCAAAACGCAGUACCCCCUUCGCUUCUCUCCGUUUCGAUGUCUAUAUUAGUUUUGGCGCAGAACUUCGCUGCUUCUAUUUUCCUCGCUGUCAGCAACGCGAUAUUUACCGUUACUCUUUCUUCAGAAAUUGUUAAGAAUGCACCCUCAGUCUCCCCAGCGGCGGCUCUGGAUGCUGGUGGAAGUGCCGCAGGUGUUCGAGCAUUGGUCCCGGGUGGGGGUCCCGAACUUGACGGUGUUCUUUUGUCUUUUUCCACCGGUGUGGAUAGAUGUUUCGACCUGCUAGCUGGGUUAGCCGCCGUGGCUGUUUUCAUUUCAUUGGGUCUAGGUUGGAAAGAUACCAGGAGCAAGAAACCUGUAGACAAGGGUCAAGCAUAA
Hypoxylon trugodes is the source of this 1635-nucleotide messenger RNA. RefSeq names its product major facilitator superfamily domain-containing protein. Gene Ontology annotation, biological process: transmembrane transport. Bases 1 to 1635 code for a protein of 544 amino acids. Lineage: Eukaryota; Fungi; Ascomycota; Sordariomycetes; Xylariales; Hypoxylaceae. The transcript has 7 exons. Gene Ontology annotation, molecular function: transmembrane transporter activity. The record is from RefSeq and is a predicted model, not a curated record.